AUGGGCAGGAAAGUCAAUCAACACCAAUACACUCCCUGCAACACACGCACCACGCACCGCAACACACCACGAAUCCCUCACCUCGCACUUCAUCCCGCAGGAGCGAAGCAGGUGGGCGUGGUGAGGUUCCAGACAGGCGACGUGGCCACCACAGAGUCCCUGCUGGACACUGGCAUGGGCUUCCUUCCCACACUCAGGCAGGUGACGCUGGUGGUGCACCUGAGGCUGCGGCGUGUUACAUCCCACAUCCCGCUGCUCAAUUACGCGGUGGAGGGAGCCAACGAGGAACUGUUCGUGGAGCUGGUGCCGAAGAAGAAGGACAUGCACGUGCAGUGCUGCGGCGGGCUGGUCUCUGAGGCCUUCAAGUUCAAGCUUCGCAUGUUCCGCUGGCAGCACAUCUGUGUGUCCAUCAACCUGGACACCAGGAUCAUGCACGUCAUCUACGACGACCUGGAGUACCGGCGCCACCUGCACGUGCCGGGAUCUGAGCUGGGUCCUGGGGAGAGGCUGGAGGUGCGAGGCGGUGGGCGUCUAGUGGUGGGACAGAAGCUCUACUCCAUUGACGGGGACUUCAUCGUGCUGGAGACCCUGGACGGCGAGGUGGGCGACUGGCGGCUGUACGACAUGGCGCUGGAGAAGGACCAGAUGCAGGGUCUCCUCCGCUGCCGAGAACUGAACGACCUGCGCUCUCCAAUGAUGGAUCUUCAUAGCGGCCACUUCGAGGUGCUGGGCCCCACCACCACACGCAACAUCACCCUGGCAGAGAUGUGCAGUGAACGUGUCACCGGAUUCUAUCUCUUCUUCCCUCAGAAGAUGAUCUUCAGUCACGCCUACACCUGGUGCCGCAAACUGAAGGGCAACCUCAUCCUGCCGGAGGAUGGUGCUACCAAUGCCUACUUCUUUGACCGCUUCGUGGACUACAAGGACCAGUGUGACGACAUCUGGACGCAUCUGUUCUGGAUUGGCUCUGGCGGCAACCUGACCACGCGUGUCUGGGAGCGUCUCACAGAUGGCCAGCCCAUCAAGUGGUUUCAGUUUCUGCGGGAGUACCGCACCGUCACGCCAGAGUUCCAAUGCAUCGCCGUGGUCACCCACGACCGCUACAAGUGGGCGGCAUGUCCCUGCGACAUUGAGACCUGUGUGCUGUGCAACUUCACUACACACCCAGAGAUGCGCCUGCGCGGCCUCUGCAAGGACUCCGCUUUCGACAAACUUUUCUCUUUUCGAGACAACCAAGAUUACAAGCUGAUCUUUGACGGACUGGCCCACGUAGUGAUGGAGGAAAAAAACAGGACAUGGAUUAUGCGCAGCCGUCUGUACCUCCUGAAGGCAGAGAUGAUCUCCCAGUGGGUGGGACAGUACCCGGUGGGCGUGCACACAUGGAUCAUUGAGGGAGACCGCUGCCGCCAGAAGGAGGUGGAGCUGCUGCUGACGUCUUGCCACGAUGACGAGUACACCUGCAAUGACGGCUCGUGCAUCAAGAAGGACCGCCGCUGUGACCUGAGCGUGGACUGUGCCGACCAGAGCGACGAGAUGGACUGCUCCGUGGUGAUGGUGCCCCCCGGCUACUCCGCACAGCUGCCACCGCCCACCUACAAGGGCACCUCGCUGCCCAUUUUCUUUGCCCUCAACAUCACCUCAGUCCGGACAUUUGAUCUGGUCUCCUUCACCAUCGGCAUCGACGUGUACAUCAAGAUGCAGUGGAGAGACAGACGACUUAAGUACAACAACCUGCUGCCCAAUAUGCGCGCCAACAAGCUGAGGAGGUGGCGGGAGGUGUGGACGCCGGGCCUGGAAAUAGAGGACGGAACGAAGAGCGCGGUGGAGAUCAAGACACACUCGCAGUCGGCCUACGUGGUGCGGGCAGCGGGACCUCUGCCUGACGACGACACCACCAUCAGAGAAGACGUGACUUACGGUGGCCUGGAAAACCCGCUGGUGUUCCUGGACGAGGCCACGCUCACGUUCAAGUGUCACUUUGAGCUGCAGAUGUACCCGUUCGACCGCCAAAAGUGUUUCAUCGUGUUCAAGAUCAAGGACGUGACUGAGGAAUUCGGAAAACUGAUCAAGGAUGGGCAAGGAGUGGUGUUCGUAGGAUCCAGAAACCUACUGGAGUACACCCUCGUCUCAGAGUCCUUCACCAACUAUUCCCUGCAUGAGGUCAGCCAAAUUAAGAUCCAGUUUGAGUUUCGCAACCAGUACGGCUACUACAUUGGCAACACGUUCCUGCCCAGCCUCAUCCAGGUCAUCAUCUCGCUGGUAACACUGCGCUUCGACCUCGCUGACUUCCAGGACCGCAUCAUGGUAUCCUUAACCUCCCUGCUGGUGCUGGCGACCUUCUUCACACAGACCAGCCAGAGCAUCCCUAAAACAUCCUACCUGAAGCUCAUAGACGUGUGGUUUGUGGCUCUGAUCUUUGAGGACUUCGCUAUCAUCCUUUCCCUGGUUUACGUGGAGACUCUGAGGAUGAAGGAAGCGGCAUCUGGCGGGAGGAUGACGAAGGUGUCCCCGAUCAGCACGGAGGAGAGGAAGAAGAGGUAUAUUACGUCUCUCUCCUCGCUCAAUCUUCCGUUCCACCUCCUCCCCUCCGGCCCUGCACAGACCAACAGGUACCUCAUUAACUACUUCUCCUCGUCUAUCGUGAUCAUGCUCAUGUGUUUUGUGCCCUUCUGUAUCUAUGGCAUGUAUGUGGAGUAGUGUGGUGGUGGUGGUGGUGGUGCUACUGCUACUACUACUUCUAUUUCUACUACUUACGCUAUUU
Messenger RNA from Portunus trituberculatus (swimming crab), 2761 nucleotides. RefSeq lists its product as uncharacterized. Gene Ontology annotation, biological process: nervous system process; regulation of membrane potential; signal transduction. Gene Ontology annotation, cellular component: membrane; neuron projection; synapse. The record is from RefSeq and is a predicted model, not a curated record. Gene Ontology annotation, molecular function: neurotransmitter receptor activity; transmembrane signaling receptor activity; protein binding. Lineage: Eukaryota; Metazoa; Arthropoda; Malacostraca; Decapoda; Portunidae.